Molecule: messenger RNA, 1557 nt
Organism: Plasmopara halstedii
Lineage: Eukaryota; Oomycota; Peronosporomycetes; Peronosporales; Peronosporaceae
Exons: 1
Coding region: 1040-1240 (66 amino acids)
Source: RefSeq, a predicted model, not a curated record
UUUUUGUGAUAAAAUACCUAAAACCCAGACUCGACUACGAUUUAUAGGUGUGUUGAAUACUGACUUUAUUCAAAAAAAAGUUCUGCUGUAAGAAGUUGACUCCACUUGUGUCAGUGAGCUCAGCGCAGACGAAAUUCGUUUCUCAUUAAAAUCGAAAAUGGUAGAUGGGCUAUACCAAACUGCCCCUGGACAAUAAAAGGUUGCUCAAUACUCAAUACCUUUGCGAGGUUGACUCUCCGCAAAUAGUUUUUUCGAUCUAAUCUUGAGCAAUUUUAGCAUCACCCGACCCUUCAAAAGCAAGGUAUGCAUAUGUGGAAAUAAUUUGAUGCCGUAAAUACGAACUCUUACAUGCGAUUGACUCUGAGUCUCCAUAACAACGUGAAAGUUUUUCACACGCGCGAGAGAUAAAAUGUUAGCUACUUAUCGAUCCGUUAUGUUAUCACGCAUUUUUUGGUGCGACCGUGCACAUUCUCGACAUUUGGGAAUCUUUCCGGUUUAAAAUUCUGACCGCAACGAGAUCGAACAUUUCCGGCUAGACAGCGCAACGCUGAAGAUGGUUGUACUAAGCCCCUGUUCCAUCUAGCUUUUGUUACUCAUGCACAAGGUACCGUAAGUUAUUUCUCGUCGUAGUUUAAGAGUGCAAAAAGGCUUAGCAAAUAUAACUUUUUCGCUGAGAUCCUGUCGAUCGAACAAUCUGGUCCUUUGUUUCUGAACUGGGUGUCAUGGUUUGUUCGUCGGAAGACUACCUGAAUCAACAUUUUCUGGAUCGUGUUUUCUACCUCGUGCAAUUGCUGCUCAUUCGAGAUAGAAUACAGCUUUGCGCUUAACGAGAUAUACAGCCCUCACAUUUCAACAAAGGUGUAAUUUUCAUGAAAGUCAGCGGAAAGACAAGGCUUUAGACUAGCUGCACAAGUCCUGACCAGUGUUACGACAUGUUUGUCGUUGUGUUUUACGAUCUGCUCAGCUGCUCGCAUUGUAUUAAUAGCUAUACGCCGACGAACUUUGCAUAGGUGAUAAAAAUUACUACAUCAUUGCAACCAUGAAGUCUCGGCAAGAGCUUCAGUCACCGCAAGUAGCUGUCGCUACUGCUGCUAUGGCCGUAGGAAAAUCGAGGUGCCGUUUCAGGGCUGUUCAGACAACAAUGUGUGCUCUUCCAAACACGAACAUCGUCAAAAUUGUUUGUGAUGAUGAACAAAAUAAUGGUAACGAAGUGAUUGAUAGACGGUGUGCCAAAUGUUGAUGUUGCAAAUAAUUGGAGCUGAUAAUAUGAGCUCGUAUGAGAUGACAUGAUGAGCGUGAUAGCUGUAGUUCAGGUCUCGUUGCAUAAGCUCUACUGUCACCUAUUUUUUAGCAACUUUUUGAUUAAGAUGUGCUAUUCAUCAGGAUGAUGACAGCAAAUGUUCACGCAAGACGAUAAAAACAUUCAUGUUAGAGGUACGAAGUUUCGAUCUAUUAUCAAUAAGACAUCUAGGGCGACAUGAAUAAAAGAAAAGCUAGCCUUCAUGUACCUGGUCACGGCAUCUUUACAACUUGCGCAUUCUUUCAACAAAAGUGCGA